CUCUCCAACUUGCGCACUGCCUCCCAUUCCCUCUCAGCGCGUCUCUCCUUUAAGGUUACCGUGCGUAAUAAGAGCUUCCCUCCCCAGCAGGCUACUGUGCAACAAGUUUGCAGGAGCUCCACUCAUCUAUCCUACCCUGUCACCAGAAAGUACGUGAACGCAUCGUCGCAGUCUCUCUCUCUCCCUGUGUCAGACGCGCGCACCCAUUCAGAGCAGCAGCGUGCCAUCCCUUUCGUGACUCCGCACCAGAUGCGCUUUAUCGCGCAGUUGAAUUCUGGGGAUCGAGGAUAGAAGAGGAGCAUUUAGUUCGUGGAGAUACAUUUUUAUUAAGAGGGAGAAGGAAAAUAUGGAGAAAGAGGUGAAGCGACAGUAUCGCUCCGCAGCUCUGCACAUCAUCUCGUCUUUAUGUUCAGUGGCAUCCAUCGCGUUCUGCGUCCAUCUGAGCAUCAGCGCGGCGGACGUCAGGAGUCGAGUUGUUGGUUUGGAGAGCGGGGCUGCGGAGCGCACCUUCAUCCAGGUCCGCGGAUACUCCAUGGAGGAUUUCAAUUCUCUGGUGCAGCAGAGAGUGGAUGAGCUGCUCUCUCAGCGCUCUUAUGAGAAUUUCGUCAAGAUAAGGACUGCAAGACAAGCCUCAGCUGACUGCAAUUGCCCCCCAGGACCUCCUGGUAAGAGAGGAAGAAGAGGUCGUGAUGGAGAACCUGGACCUCCUGGUCCUCCAGGUCCACAGGGUGAAAAGGGAGAUCAAGGUGAUCAGGGACCACGGAUGGUCUUCCCAAAGAUCAAUCAUGGCUUUCUUUCCGCUGACCAGCAGCUCAUAAAGCGUCGGCUCAUUAAGGGAGAUCAAGGCCAGGCAGGACCACCCGGCCCUCCUGGCCCACCUGGCCCUCCUGGACCUAGAGGUCCUCCAGGAGACACUGGAAAGGAUGGACCCAGAGGUUUGCCAGGUCUACCAGGUGAUCCAGGCCAUCCGGGAGAAACAGGACUCAUGGGACUUGAGGGGCCUCAAGGGCCAAAGGGUUCUCUUGGACCUCCUGGUAUCCCAGGAAUUAAUGGACUGAAGGGAGAUGUUGGCAUCCCAGGACGGGACGGAAUCCCAGGCGCCAAGGGUGAAAAGGGAGAUCAGGGUGAAAAGGGGGAUAUGGGUGAAGACGGACCGAAAGGUGACAUGGGCGAGAAGGGUGAUGCAGGCUCCUCUGCAGCAGGCAUCAAGGGGGAACCGGGAGAACCUGGACGGAGCGGACAGAAGUGCAAAUGCCCAUACCUAGACGUACUCAAUAGAAGGGGAAGCUUUUAUUCCAAGAUAUUUCAAUUAAAGGGAGAGCCAGGACUUCCAGGGCUGCCUGGACUACCAGGGAUAAAGGGUGAGCCAGGAUUUCUCGGCCCCCAGGGUGAACCGGGACUUCCAGGACUCCCAGGAACUAAAGGUGAGAAAGGUGACCAUGGACCAGCAGGAAAAGGUGAACGUGGAGAAAUCGGACCUGCUGGGCCAAAGGGUUCACAAGGGGAGUCUGGAAUGCCUGGACCUAAAGGGUCAAAGGGGGACGCUGGAGAUAAAGGGGAUUUGGGAUCUAGCGGUCCAAGGGGCCCUCCAGGGCAAAAAGGAGACAGAGGAGCCACUGAAAUCAUCGACUACAAUGGAAACAUUGAAGAGGCCCUGCAGAGGAUUACCACUAUUACAGUCACGGGUCCCCCUGGGCCACCUGGACCUAUGGGACCACAAGGCUUGAAGGGAGAUCGCGGUUUGCCUGGUCUUCCUGGAUUUGAUGGGGAAAGAGGGUAUAAAGGCUCUAAAGGAGAUAUGGGAAUGCCAGGGGCUUCAGGAGAGAAAGGAAGCACUGGUUUACCUGGCUUACCAGGAGUUAAUGGAGCUAAAGGAGAUAAAGGAGAUCCAGGACUUCCCGGUCCACAAGGUCCAUCUAUAACUGGACCUCCAGGGCCACCAGGACCCCACGGGCCCCCAGGACCUAUGGGACCCCACGGCUUCCCUGGCCCUAAGGGUGAACCCGGUUUGCAUGGACUGAAGGGCAUGAGAGGAGAAACAGGACACAAAGGAGACCGUGGACCACUGGGUCUCCCUGGAGCCUCCGGCUUGGACGGCAAGCCUGGAAUUAGGGGCACAGACGGGCCCCCGGGUCCAGCUGGUCCGGCCGGACCAAAGGGGGACAUUGGUGAGAAAGGUGCACCAGGUGAGCCAGGACCACGAGGGCCCUAUGGACUACCAGGAGCAGCUGGAACACCAGGUUUGGAUGGGUUACCUGGAUUAAAAGGAGAUAAAGGCGACGAUGGGGAGAGAGGAGAAAAGGGGGAGAAGGGAAAGAAGGGCAAAAAAGGGCCUAAGGGCGAGAAAGGAGAACAGGGUGCCCCAGGAUUAGAUGCACCCUGCCCAUUGGGUCCAGAUGGAUUACCCAUGCCUGGCUGCUGGCAGAAGGGAGUCACACCAUGGCUUGUUGCCUGAGUACCCUCCUCCCCCCUCAUAUAAAAGGUGUCAGUAAUUGUUGCUUUAUUGUGGUGAGGCCUGUAGAGCGAACAGUCUCUGCAGGCUUUUGCCGUUGCACUCACGGGGCUCGGCAUCGUCAGUUCGGUGCCUCCUCAGGGGUCGCGCAUCUCUGGACAAGAUCAGAGAGCUUGACAAGGGUCUCUGCACUCGAAGGAAAACCAAUCAGUCUCAUACAGUUUGGACUGGAGCCUGGAUAGCACGAUUGGAAUGGAAAUGGAUUCUGCAGGAGAGUCACUCAUCAUUCUCCCUCUGAGAUCUAUUGGGAACCUUGAUACGGUGCAGUUUUGAUGUUUUUCUUUAUUAAUUUUUUCUUAUUUUACUAUUUUUUUUUUUACACAUCGUUUGUAUUUUCUGUACACUAUAAUUGCCUUUGGUGCCUCGAGCUUUGAUUCAUUCCUUUAUCAAGAGAAUUUAUACCUUAUUUUAAACCAUUUGAAUGGUGUUUAGAGGGUGUUUAAUUUGGGAAAGACUUUGCGCACUGUUUUUGUUUUGAUUUGUUUUGUCUUCACCAAGAAUAACCCCACCGCAUUUAAAAGCAAGAUGGCAUCAAUUUAUUCACUAAAGCUGCACAGUGCUUGUAUAAAAGAUUGCAGCAGAGGAUGGAAAUAAGUCUCACUUUUCUAGAGUUUGGGUUUUACUUGUGAGGCUUAAUAACCCAAACAGUAAUUCAGUUGAAAGGUCAUCCAGGGUACAUCUUUUGUCCCGUAAUUCAAACUCUAAAGGAAGAUAAGUUACUCUUGCUUUUGAACAGGAGCUUGUGGAUAUGCUGAACUUGUAAGGGAUUAUGUGUACAGUAAAGCUGAGUUUGCUGCAUGAACACCAUUUAGGAAAUGUAGGUUUAAAAUAAACUUAUGUUUUUAAUAUCAAAAAGCUGUUUAAAUCAGCUUUAAAUAAUCCCACUGUGUAUUGGGCCUAAAAUUAGAAAAAAAAACUUUAAUGUAAACAUAACAGUCAGAUCCAAGCUUCUUUCUUCCUACAUCUUGUGUAUUGUCUUAAGUAUCCAGUGAAAACAUCUGUUCACUUACAGGAUAUUAACAAUCCUCCACCGACAUCAGUCUGGCCAGUUGUAUCACAUUCCUAAUAAACAUGGAGCAAAAAUAGCUGGAAGUUUAGAUUUAGAUUUAUUUUUUUACACAAGUCCGUUAAGCUUUUCAAAGUUCAAACAGUAGAAUUGGUUAUAAUGACAUCAUGGGUGCUAUGCAAGGUUAUACUGUUUUUUUUUUUUUCCUACAAAGUGUACUGCAAAAGUGUCAAAAGCCCUUGGCCUAUAUCACAUUUUGAGAUGUUACAACCAAAGCCCUCGAUAGAUUUUCUUCUAAUUUGCUGUGUUUGUCGAGCACAAAGUAGCUUAUAAUCAUGAAGUUGAAGGUAAAUGGGUUUUUUUAUCAUGUGUUUUGCAUCCUAGAUUGGAACCCUGUCUUGUGACUAUUUUUUUUUUUUACUUAAAAGCAACUAAAGCUCAGUCAAAUUGGACGAAGAACAUGUGAGAACAUA
Molecule: messenger RNA, 3991 nt
Organism: Cyprinodon tularosa
Lineage: Eukaryota; Metazoa; Chordata; Actinopteri; Cyprinodontiformes; Cyprinodontidae
Product: collagen alpha-1(XXV) chain
Exons: 39
Coding region: 347-2455 (702 amino acids)
Source: RefSeq, a predicted model, not a curated record